AGCAGCCAGCCAGCCCAGCCCAGCCCAGCCCUUCUCUGGUGCCUGCUGCUGUGGUCCUCUCCCAGAGAGUGGGGGGCCUUCCUCCAUCUGCCCCAUGAGGAAAAGAGCAGUGGAGGACCAUGGAAAGGGAUCCAGAGAAAGAAGGAAACACCAAGUCCCAGGGGCAUGAGCUGGAAGGGAGGGCUGCUCCUCCCAGGGGAGGCUGGCGACUGAGAGCUGCCACCAACAGUGGAAAAGGAGGGAGCUGGGCAAGACCCAGCAUUGUUAGUAACCAGCUCUGUGGCCUUGAGUUGACCUCAUUGAUUCUCAGUCUCCUCACUUGGAAAAGGGCAAAACAGCCACGUGCAGGCCGUGGUGGGCACCUGGGCUGUCUGCAGAUAGCUUGGCUCAUUGCUGGUCCUCAGUACACAGCCCUCAUAGCCAAGCAGCCUGAGCCUACACUCUGGGCCCAGGGGAGUGACUGUCGCUGGCAUCCCCUAGAGUAACAGGCUCCAGGAGUCAAAGAUUCCUUAGCUGGAAAGGUCUAGAAAGAGACUCCCGCUCUGCUCCCUCCUGCACCAGCGCUGUGUCCCCCAACGGCCAGGCAAGGCCGUUGGAUGCCGCUGGCCCGCUCACUGAGGAUCUGUUGGCUUCAGCGAGUGGAAGGACCUGCUCGGCUGGAACUUUUUUUUCCCCUCCCAGACGACGUCCGAUGGGUGUGUCGCGCAGGAGGUGAUAUUUGACGGGCUGCGCGCGGGCGAGCUGCCGCGGAGUGCCCAGCAGGGGCUGACAGCAUGGCCUCGCCCGACCCGCCGGUCACCAGCUACGCCCCGUCCGACGUGCCCUCGGGGAUCGCGCUGCUCGUCACCAUCCCUUUCGCCUUCUUCCUGCCGGAGCUGAUAUUUGGGUUCUUGGUCUGGACCCUGGUAGCUGCCACCCACGUAGUAUUCCCAUUGCUGCAAGGAUGGGUGAUGUAUGUCUCACUCACCUCGUUUCUCAUCUCCUUGAUGUUCCUGUUGUCUUACUUGCUUGGAUUUUACAACAGAUUUGAAUCCUGGAGAGUUCUGGACAGCCUGUACCACGGAACCACUGGCAUCCUGUACAUGAGUGCUGCCGUCCUACAAGUACAUGCCACGAUUGUUUCUGAGGGCGUGGACCCGAGAAUUUACUACAUUAACACGGCAGCCUCGGUGAGUGGGCUGGCCACGGACAGCAGUCUUGGCUAG
Molecule: messenger RNA, 1205 nt
Organism: Mandrillus leucophaeus (drill)
Lineage: Eukaryota; Metazoa; Chordata; Mammalia; Primates; Cercopithecidae
Gene: MALL
Product: mal, T-cell differentiation protein-like
Exons: 3
Coding region: 774-1205 (143 amino acids)
Biological process (GO): myelination
Cellular component (GO): membrane
Molecular function (GO): structural constituent of myelin sheath
Source: RefSeq, a predicted model, not a curated record